AUGAGCUCUGAUGAAAUGGAUGCCUUUCGUGCAGAACUACUGCGACAAAAGAUAAUAUUUGAGGCGGAGCUGCGACGCCAAAGGGAGACAUUUGAAGAACAGCUUUCGAGGAUGGCGCAGGAAUUAGCCGACCGGGAGGCUGACUGUCGUAACCUGCAGGCAGUUGUCACGAUUCUGGGGAAAAAAAUAGACUCACUUCUCGAACGCCGCGUGGCCACACCGCAGCGACGCCCCUCGCCGAGCCGGCAGCCAAACAGUCCACCCGACGAUCACGCAGCACGCGAGACGGCCUCCGCUCGUCACAUUCCACCACUUCGUGUCCCGAGUCCCACCACGCGACGGGCAUCUCCGUUCCGGCGCAAUACAAAUUCAUCAUCCGCCAGACUCGCUCCCACAGGCUCUAUCUUUCAUGGGCAAAGUAUUAGCAGCGUAGGGGGCAGCUGUCACAACAGCCCGGCACGGACGGCCAGUCUUAAUGGUCAACGACCAAAACUUGGACACGAGAAUAUACCUGACCACUGUCUUGUUCGUAGAACGAGCGGUGCACGUUCACAAAAACUUAAGACGGGAGAUUAUUGA
This is a messenger RNA of Trypanosoma theileri, 579 nucleotides long. RefSeq lists its product as uncharacterized. The record is from RefSeq and is a predicted model, not a curated record. The transcript has a single exon. The coding region runs from base 1 to 579 and encodes 192 amino acids. Lineage: Eukaryota; Euglenozoa; Kinetoplastea; Trypanosomatida; Trypanosomatidae.